Messenger RNA from Cydia amplana, 1694 nucleotides. RefSeq lists its product as uncharacterized. Lineage: Eukaryota; Metazoa; Arthropoda; Insecta; Lepidoptera; Tortricidae. Gene Ontology annotation, biological process: fibroblast growth factor receptor signaling pathway. Gene Ontology annotation, cellular component: cytoplasm. Gene Ontology annotation, molecular function: fibroblast growth factor receptor binding; transmembrane receptor protein tyrosine kinase adaptor activity. The coding region runs from base 178 to 1665 and encodes 495 amino acids. The transcript is spliced from 2 exons. The record is from RefSeq and is a predicted model, not a curated record.
CAUGUCUAAUCAAAGUGUCAACUCGAUGGCGAUAGGGAUGGGGCUUGAGCAAAAAUAUAAUUUUAUUUACUUUUAUUGGUUCCCUAAUCUAUUUCGACGCAAUUGCAUUGGUAUUUAAUCAGAAUGAGAUUAAUGUUCGUUACGAGAUUGAGAGCGGAGGUUUUUAUAGAUUGAUAUAUGUUAAUUUCGUCAAGAAGCGCGAUGGGGUGCUUACACAGUAAGAAGGAAGUUUCAGAGUUGCAUCCAAACGUAUUUCGGGUGGUAAACAUAGACGAGAACGGACUGGACCUGUGUUCGGGGCAGCUGGAGAUAACCGACACGGAUAUUAUUCUGUACAGGGAAGGGAGGGACUCCACUGUUUGGCCUCUGCACUCUCUUCGAAGAUAUGGAUUUGAAGGAGAAAUAUUUAGUUUUGAAUCAGGAAGAAGAUGUGAGACAGGCGAGGGUAUAUACGGAUUUAAAUGUCGCAGAGCGUCACUGCUAUUCCGGACACUACAGCAGCACAUACAACUGCGGAACGUGAUCCACGACUCCGUGCCGUACCCCGUGACCCGGCUGGCCGGCUCGCCCGCGCCGGCGCGCCAGACGCUCCAGGCCAGCGUCGUCCACCGCUCCUCGAUAGACAACAGCAUAGACAACACGCACGUACCACCCGCAGUUGCCCCCACAAUACCUAGCAGCGUUACGCAAUCACCCAGAUCCCCAUCUAGCGUCGACAUCUUAGAAGUCAUGCCGCUUUACCCCCGUACGCAAGCGAGCACCAACCAUGUCACUAACGUCUACCAAGUCAGGGACUUUAAGAGAGAACACAACAACAACCAAGCCGAGGCGACGGCGGAAGUGCGACACGUUUACAGCAACGACUUGAACAGAGAUCUCGCGAUACUAAGGAACACUUUGCGUCAGGAGAGCGUCAUUAAUACUAUGAGAGAUAUCGAAGAUGAGACGCGGUUCCUUGAGAGCAGAUAUUUAAACGAUAAUAAUCCUGAAGCGGAGCAAGUGACGCCGCUGUCACCAACUUUCAGCAGUAGUAGUGAGCAUUACGCGCAGCUCAGCAUAGAACAACAAGAAACCGCCAGAUUAUACAUGAAUUUAGUCCCUUGCGACGUCCCGGACGCUAAUAAGAACGAAGGACCGCCCUCGACGCCGCUAACCCCUAAACAGGCGGAAUACUGCAAUUUUUUACCCGGCAACAAAUCCGAGGCGAACUCUUACGCCAACUUAGCCCUCGGCGAUAAAAACUCGAAAAUGCUGCGUUUCAACGCUCCGACCACGGAGCAUAGUCAAAAGUUCUCCGAAUCUGAUACCUUUCCAUCAUUAUCCCCGGUUGAGGAGCUAGAAGUGAAUUACGCAGUGCUAGAUAUAGACGGGAACAAGGAGGUGAGGCCCCGGGAGUUCGCGUCACCGGAGAGUCAGUCCUACAACAGUUCGAGAAACGAGAGUAGCGCGUCGUGUGCUUCUCAGGGGCGAGGGAGGCUGGUGUCGCAGGGCAGCGUGGAGCGCGGCGCGGCGCCGGCGCCGAGCGUGGGCUACACCACCAUCGACUUCGACAAGACCGUGGCGCUCACGUCCGUGGCGGCGGGAGACGUGGACGACGGCCAGCGCAAGCGCCACGACUCCAUCAGCCCCAGCGGCACCGACAAGCCUAAGCUAAGUUUCGGCUAGAUAUUUAUUCAGUGUCUGAUGUACACUUG